AUGUUGGACCCGUCGGAUUGGUACGAAGUGUCCUUCGUCAACAGUGAUGGACCGUGGGGUGCGAUUAGGGCACGGUUGUCGAUCACAGAUGAAGAAAGGAGCUUUGUCUCCGUCGCUUUUCGGGUCGUCACGAGAGACGUCGACCUGCUCCUGGGUGUCGAAGGCGUGCUCAAGUCGAGAGUAGUCGAAGAAUUCGUCAGCCACGGUGAUGGGGGGAGGAAGGGGAGGGUCGAGCGACAGGGGAAAACCAAACGCUGGGGGCGUUCGACUUAUCUUACCGAAGCGAUGGGGAGGCUGUGCGCGCUGGUCCGUGCGCAGCUGGUCCGUGUACAGCAUGCCGACGCGGCCCCGGGGGCCGGUGAGUCAGAGCGGCUGUGUCAGCGGAGCCCGAGCUGUGCCGCGCACUGCCGUCCUAUCUAA
Messenger RNA from Postia placenta MAD-698-R-SB12, 420 nucleotides. RefSeq lists its product as hypothetical. The transcript has 3 exons. Bases 1 to 420 code for a protein of 139 amino acids. The record is from RefSeq and is a predicted model, not a curated record. NCBI's taxonomy places the organism in Eukaryota, Fungi, Basidiomycota, Agaricomycetes, Polyporales, Adustoporiaceae.